AUUUAAUAAACAUGAUUAAUAUAUAAAAAACAAAUAUUAAGGAAGGAAUCAACAACGUUGCGAAACGUUAAAAUUUUGCAUUUACGAAAAAGAAAGAAAAGUAUAAAAUAUGUCUUUGGCUGAUGAAUUAAUUGCUGAUCUGGAGGAAGACGAUGGUGAUGAUCUUCAAGAUUUACUCAAAAGUACACAAAAAUUUCAAGUGAACUCAACUGAAUUUGAGACGAAUACACCGUUGCCCGAUACCAACACCUUUUCUAUUAGAAAUUUAUGUAAAUUAAGAGAUUCUGAACGUCUACAAAGUAUUUUAAAUAUGAUUGAAGGUGCAACAAAUCCCGAAAAUUUAGUUAAUAUGAUUGGAAAUUUAGAGUCUGAUCCAGAAUAUCAACUGAUAGUUGAAGCCAAUUACUUAGCAGCUGACAUUGAUAAUGAAAUAUCAAUUAUCCAUAAAUUUACAAAAGAAAAAUAUCAAAAGCGUUUUCCUGAACUGGACUCAUUAAUUAUCGGUGAAAUGGAAUAUUUAAGUGCUGUAAAAGAGCUAGGCAAUGAUUUAGAUCAAAUCAAAAACAAUGAAAAACUACAACAAAUUUUAACACAAGCUACAAUAAUGAUUGUUUCAGUCACAGCUUCAACAACGCAAGGUACAUUUCUGGCACCAGAAGAAUUACAGCAAAUUAAUGAAGCCUGCGAUAUGGCUAUUGAUCUUAAUAAUUUUAAAAUGAAAAUAUUCGAAUAUGUUGAAAGUAGAAUGUCAUAUAUAGCACCAAAUUUAUCAAUGAUAAUAGGCGCUUCCAUUGCUGCUAAAAUUCUAGGGAUUGCUGGAGGUUUGGUGAAGCUUUCCAAAAUACCGGCAUGCAAUAUAUUAGUGUUGGGAGCACAAAAAAAGACUCUUUCUGGAUUUUCCAAAGUUCAAAUGCUUCCACAUACAGGUUUAAUAUAUUUUUCUCAAAUUGUGCAAGACACGCCACCAGAUUUACGCAGGAAAGCCGCACGAUUGGUAGCAGCCAAAUGCGCUUUAGCUGUGCGUGUAGAUGUAUGCCACGAAUCAAUUCAUGGCGAGAUAGGUUUGAGAUUGAAGGAAGACAUAGAAAAAAAGCUUGAUAAAUUACAAGAACCUCCUCCAGUAAAAUUUAUUAAACCUUUACCAAAACCAAUUGAAGUUUCAAAAAAGAAGAGGGGUGGUAAACGUGUCAGAAAAAUGAAAGAACGAUACGCUUUAACAGAAUUACGAAAAAAUGCCAAUAGAAUGAAUUUCGGAGAUAUUGAUGAAGAUGCAUACCAAGAAGAUCUUGGUUACAAUCGUGGUACUAUUGGUAAAUCUGGAGCUGGGCGAAUACGUUUGCCACAAGUGGACGAAAAAACAAAAGUAAGGAUAAGCAAGACAUUACAAAAAAAUUUACAAAAACAACAGGUUUAUGGUGGUAGUACAACAGUUAAAAGACAAAUAUGCGGAACAGCAUCAUCUGUAGCUUUUACCCCUUUGCAAGGACUGGAAAUAGUAAACCCUCAAGCAGCAGAAGUACAUUCUUUAGAUAAUGCUAAAUACUUUUCAAAUGUAUCUGGGUUUUUAUCUAUAAAAAAGAAAUAUUAAAAUAAGUGGUCAAAACAUAAUUCUGAAUACACCCAUUAAUUCCAACAACCAAUUUAUAAUUGUGUGCAUUUUCCUCAAUUUUAAUUAUUAAUAACUUCAUUAAUAAUAUUAAAAAACUUUGAUUCAA
Molecule: messenger RNA, 1715 nt
Organism: Condylostylus longicornis
Lineage: Eukaryota; Metazoa; Arthropoda; Insecta; Diptera; Dolichopodidae
Gene: Prp31
Product: U4/U6 small nuclear ribonucleoprotein Prp31
Exons: 1
Coding region: 110-1588 (492 amino acids)
Biological process (GO): mRNA splicing, via spliceosome; spliceosomal tri-snRNP complex assembly
Cellular component (GO): U4/U6 x U5 tri-snRNP complex; U4 snRNP; precatalytic spliceosome
Source: RefSeq, a predicted model, not a curated record